CUUUGCCGCUCUCCCCCACUCGAUUAAAAAAAAAAAAAAAUUCGAAAUUUUAAGAUGGCGAUUAAGCGACUCAGAAUAACCGUGGAGAUUACAACAGAUCGGUGUGAGACGACGGAGAGAGUAACGAGGUCGAAGAGCAGAAAGAAACUCACUAAGGAAGUGGAGAAGAAAAAAGAAGAAGAAGACGAGACAACACCUCUCAGAGGCAUAUUCUGUCUUAAACAGAGACAAGAUAUGAAGAUUGUCGAGGAGAAAGAGGAUUGCUUUAUCCUUGAUUUCGAUCCUAACGAUUCGUUUGACUCAGGGAAGCUCUCUUCCUCCUCUGAUAGCCCAGAGAGUGAUGACGAUGUGGCGAUCAUCCAUGAGAAAGGACAGGUGGCUUGUAGAGACUUCCCACAUCCAAGGCAUCUCUGUUUGAAAUAUCCUUUUAAGUCAACUAAUCACCAACUUCAUUGUAAUAAUUGUUAUUGUUAUGUAUGUGAUGUGCCUGCGCCUUGCCCAUUUUGGACACCUGUAAAUUACGAAUCGCAUUGUGAAGCAGUGGAGGAAACUAGGUGGAAGCAUUUACGGGCGCUGCACGCAAGGAAAAAGAGGAUCAGUCACCUAGUUAGUUAGUGCUGUACUUUGGCUGCUCGCCUUUGUAAAAGCACCAACCAACAUGUGAAAAAAAAGACUUUGGUUCUCCAAUGAGAGGUGUUCAG
This is a messenger RNA of Eruca vesicaria subsp. sativa (arugula), 701 nucleotides long. Lineage: Eukaryota; Viridiplantae; Streptophyta; Magnoliopsida; Brassicales; Brassicaceae. The record is from the annotation of a GenBank genome assembly.